This is a messenger RNA of Ylistrum balloti, 1806 nucleotides long. RefSeq names its product polypeptide N-acetylgalactosaminyltransferase 4-like. NCBI's taxonomy places the organism in Eukaryota, Metazoa, Mollusca, Bivalvia, Pectinida, Pectinidae. Gene Ontology annotation, cellular component: Golgi apparatus. The transcript has a single exon. Bases 1 to 1806 code for a protein of 601 amino acids. The record is from RefSeq and is a predicted model, not a curated record.
AUGCGGGGACCUGUCGUGUUGAUACUAAUGCUUUGCUGGGCGUCGAUUGUGAUGUGGACAACUCGAAAGUACUUCCCGCAUUUGACUAAUGGAGGAAAUGUGUUGGUCCAAAAAUCCUUUAUGGACCUCUCUUCCCAGCAAUACGACAUCAAAAGUGUCAAUAUUGAUAAUGAGAGUAAGUUAAGAAAAGUGAAAAUUGAAACAAAUAUCGCCAGAAAAAGGUUUGAUGAUAAAACAAAGCAACAUGGACCAAGCGGAAGCAAAGCGAAAACACAACGCAAACCAUUUUCCGAAAUAAUUAAGUCUUCCGGAAUUUCUUUAUACAAAGAUAUAGAUCCGAGCCGUUUUCACAUCAACGUCACAAGAACUCACGAGACUUCGGUAAGACGGAAGGUGCCGGAUACCCGCCCCAACGAGUGCGCUUCUGUAAAAUAUGACAUGAAGCUACUUCCGGUGGCGUCGAUUGUGAUACCGCUCCAUAACGAGCCUUGGUCCACGUUCGAGAGACUUAUAAAUAGCGUCCUGACGCAUUCGCCUCGACUACUAUUACACGAAAUCAUUAUUAUAGACGAUAUGAGUGAUUUGGAUUACUUAGGAUCCGCUCUGGAUGAAUAUGUAGAACAGUUUGAUCUCAUGCGAAUAUACAGAACACAAGAAAGGCUCGGUACCAUGAAAACAAGAGUUGUGGGAACUAAGCUAGCAAAAGGUGACGUGGUUGUCUUCCUCGAUUCCCACACUGAGGUCAAUGUCGGAUGGCUUGAACCCUUAUUGUACGAAAUAAGCAAAAACAGCACAGCAAUCGUACAGCCGUCUAUCGACAUCAUUGAUCCACAAACAUUCCAAUACAGGCAGUACUUUCGAAAUAACAUCAGGGGACACUUUAAAUGGAGCAUGGCGUAUGAGUUCGUCCCGAUACCACCAACACAACUGAAGGAAAUCUGGGAACAACCUACGAAAGCAUUUGACACUCCUGCUAUCGUCGGCUGUGCGUUUGCGGUAAACCGGAAAUACUUUCUUGGUGUUGGAGGACUAGAUACGGGUAUGCGCACAUGGGGCGGUGAGGAUGUAGAACUAUCCAUUAGAGUUUGGCUUUGUGGUGGAAGUAUGAAAAUAGCACCAUGUUCUCACGUUGCUCAUAUUUUCAAAAAAGGACACCCAUUCAAAAUGGAGUAUUCCGAUCUUGUUUACAACAAUAGACGGACGGCGGAGAUGUGGCUUGGUGACUAUAGAAAGUACUUUUAUUACUUUAAUAAUGGGUACGCCAAACCUCCAAAGUCAUCAGAGAAAUUCGAUAUAAUGGAUACAGUAAAACAGAAGUUUAAAUGUAAAAAGUUCGACUGGCUUCUCAGAAACGUUUUCCCGGAGCUAGAUGUUCCACCGGAAGGAACUCAAUAUUUUGGACACAUGCGCAAUGUUGGUUCCGGAUUUUGUUUUGGCCCGGCGGACAAGGCCAUUCUGAAAUCCUAUUCGUUACUGGUUUUGUUCGACUGUUUCUUUUACUAUCAAGCUCAGCAUUUUGCAUUGCUUGAGAACGGUCGUUUGAUGGUGCGUAGACAAUGUGUAAAAGUUGAAUCAGACUUCUUAGUCGUGGCACCUUGCACUGAUGAGAUUGGUAAGUGGAACUUGAAAGGGAAGCUACUCGUGUACACAGACGGAUCUGGUUCUAAAUGUGCCAUGCAGACGUCCAAGGAUGUCAACUCCGAAAAUUUACAGGUCAUUCGGCUCGUGUCAUGUGAGAACACCAACACAACAGCGCAGUGGGAGUUUCCAGAUAAACUCUUUAAAAGUCAGAGUACUGAACAUUGA